AUGGCGGCUGGAGGCACCUUGCCUUCCGACUCCGAAAUGGAGGGGGAGGAGGAGCUUCAGAGCUUGCAGAACAGUGCCAACAUCAAACAAAGGGAAAAGAGCUGUGGAUGGCGGUGGUGGGGACCACUUGGAGUGGUCUUGUCAGUCGUCCUGCUCGUGCGCGGAAUUGGCACGAAUUCGGCUGAGAGCAGCGUCGCAGGACCGGCUCAGGCAGCAGAGGCACAAGAACCGAUGUUCCUGUCUGACCGUCUGGACAGAAACGAUCUCGAAGACGAUGGAGACUCCGAAUCGGGGCCUUGGUUUGCAGAAGACCUGGGUGGACUGCUUGGAAUGUAUGAGGUGCCUGGUCCUGGGUGCCCCGUUACGUGUGGGACAUGGACCUCCUGCGCAGGUGGUGUCAAGACUACCACAACGACCACUUGUCCGCAUCUCAUUGGCCUACCUCCUCUACCGGGCGGCAACCUUCAUGGGCCACCUCACUGCUAUUCGAUUCCCCCUCUUCCAGGGUUUUAUCCUGGUUAUGGUCAUUGGACAGGAGACCACCUCGAGGCCUCAAACCGCUUGCUGGAAGAGGAUGUGCCUGCCGCGGGCCCGACUCCAGGCGCUUGGGGACAAGGCUAUGGCGCUUAUGGAAAAGGUGCUUGGGGGCAAGGCAAUGGAGCUUAUGGCAAAGGUGCUUGGGGGCAAGGCUAUGGAGCUUAUGGCAAAGGCGCUUGGGGCCAAGGGUAUCCUGCGGCCGCUGCAGGCUACCCAGCUUACGGUGCAGGUGCUUGGGGCAGAAACGGGGCUUAUGGUCAGACCCCUAUGGGCAUGGGCAUGGCUUCACCCGCAGCUAUGACGAAUCGCACAGCCUAUGGCAAAGGUGCUUGGGGUGCUGGCUAUGGUCGGAAAGGCGCUUGGUAUGGUCAGGCCUAUCCUGCAGGCGCCAUGGGCAUGGCUUCACCCGCAGCUGCCAAUGGGACAGGCAUCGCCCCGACUUUGGAAGGCACGGGUGCCUGGGGUGCCGGUUAUGCAGCACAGGGCAAUCCUGCUUGGGGUGCUGGUUAUGGAGCAUAUGGCAGAGGACCUUGGCGGCAAGGGUAUGGCGCUUAUGGCAAAGGUGCAUGGGGACAAGGCUAUGGCGGAGCUUACGGAAAAGGUGCCUGGGGGCAACGCUAUGGCGGAGCUUAUGGCAAAGGCGCAUGGGGGCAAGGCUAUGGAGCUUAUGGCAAAGGUGCUUGGGGCCAAAAAUAUCCUGCGGCCGCUACAGGCUACCCAGCUUACGGUGCAGGUGCUUGGGGCAAGAAUGCAUAUGGGCAGGGCUUUCCUACAGCUGCCAUGGGCAAGGCAUCACCCACGGUUAUGACGAAUGGCACAAGCAAAGCCCCUGCCAAAGGCAAAGGCGCUUGGGGUUCCAGUUAUGGAGCAUAUGGGAAGGCCGCUUGGGGCCACCACAAGGCCGCUGCGGGCAAGACUGGCACAGGCAAUAUCGCGACUGGAGCCUAUGGCAAGGGCAAAGGUGCUUGGGGUCGAUAUGGUGGCAAGGGCUAUGGUGCAUGGGGUCACAGCAUGUCACCCGGAGCCGCACAACAGGGAUUGGGAGCCUACGGAAAAGGUUUCGCUGCCUACCAUGCCAAGAAAGUUAAGGCGGCGAGUGUGCCCGGCCAACUGCCAUCGAGCCCUGCCAAGACCGCUGCCCCAGGCCAAACUCCAGCCGCACCUGCUGCGCUGAGUGCCGGCCAAGCGCCGACACCAACAGCACCAGCCGCACUGAAGCUAGGGGGCGCCCCAGUCAAUCCUCUCUAUGCUAAGUACUGGUCAAAGUACUACAGGAACCUGUACAAAGGCAAGUGGAUGAAAUACUAUGGUGGGAUGAAAGGCGGGUUCAACUACUACAAGCCCUGGAGCCCCCACUACAGAUGGCUUUGGGGAAAGCUGUACGGAAGGUUCUACGGCAGGAAGUUCAUCUGCCGUCGCUUUGGAUACAGAGGCCAUCACCUCAGCGGCUUGGCCAAGUGGUGGUGGUGGAACCAUCCGCACCCUGGACCCACAACGACCACAACAACGGGAACUUUCACUUGCCUCGACGGAUCAGGGUGCGAGAUCCCCGCAAUUUUCCAGGAUGACACAUUCUGUGACUGCCCAGAUUGCUCGGAUGAAUCUCAGUACACUUGUGCGACGUGCCCGACUACCCACACCCAAACUACGUCGUCUACCACAUCAUCGGUGACAUCGACAGUGACGGUGGUGACAUCGACAGUGACGGUGGUGACAUCGACAGUGACUGCAGUCACGACUACCAGCACCCAGGUCGGACCUGCGCCACCUCCGUUUAUUCCUCCCGGCGGCGAUGCAGCUCUCGGUGCAGCUUUGGGGUCGACCUUGGGUGCAGCUCUCGCGGUUACUUUGGGAGUUGGCAUCGGCUUGUCCACUGGUCUUGGAAUCUUCUUUGCCAUUGGAAGCUUCAGGCUCAAUGUACCAAAUGCCGGUGCAUUCCGCAAGGAUGCCGACGCAAUUGCUGCCCUCAAGAAGACUGUCGCCAGGAUUGCUGGGCCAAACAUCGACUCCAGUACAAUCGAGUUGACCUUGCCUUGUGAAAAUGCCAAGCGACGCCUUGAUGUCCGCAGUGCACUCCGCCGCCUGGAUGAAACUGUCGGCGUUUGCUUCAGGAUCCAGAUCCGUGGCGAGGAAGCCAGCACCAAUGUUUGCGAACGGCUGUCAGGCUUCAACUCAGGAUCCGCUCAGCGCAUCCUGUCUGAAGAGCUGAGCAAUCUUCCAGGUCGUUCAGUGCAGGUUGUCAGUUGGGAUGCGCAGCCCAACCCGAUCGCAUACAAUCCGAACCAGAAUGUCGGAGGUGAUGACAGCGGAUUUUUCGACCCUUCUCAAGCAGGAAUCUCGCUCGGCUAG
Molecule: messenger RNA, 2886 nt
Organism: Symbiodinium necroappetens
Lineage: Eukaryota; Dinophyceae; Suessiales; Symbiodiniaceae
Source: the annotation of a GenBank genome assembly